Macrobrachium nipponense is the source of this 1020-nucleotide messenger RNA. Its product is annotated as collagen, type I, alpha 1b-like. NCBI's taxonomy places the organism in Eukaryota, Metazoa, Arthropoda, Malacostraca, Decapoda, Palaemonidae. The record is from RefSeq and is a predicted model, not a curated record. Bases 1 to 1020 code for a protein of 339 amino acids. The transcript has a single exon.
AUGCUCAAAGGGCCCGGAUCAGCCACUGGUCCGGGACGGGUGGGCCGGGCCCGCCACGGGGUCCCAGGACAGGCGGGCAGGCGUCUGCCUCGGGUCCGGGCCGGGCGGGGGGCCGUGCCUGCCGCGGGUCCCAGACGGGUGGGCAUGGCGUCCCGCAACGCGUCCCGGGACGGGCGCGCCGGGCCUGCCGCGGGUCCCGGACAGGCGGGCGGUGUCCAACAUGGGCUUGGGACGGGAGGGCCCGGGUCCGCCAUGGGUACCGGGAUGGACGGAUGGUGCCUGCCACUUGUCACGGGACUGGCGGGCCAGGCCCGCCUCGGGUCCCCGGACGGGCAGCGGUGUCCGCGACAUGUCCCAGGACAGGCGGGCCGUACCCGCCACGGGUCACGGGAUGGGCGAGCGUGUCCUCCACGUGUCCCGGGACCGGCGGGUCAGGCCUGCCUCUGGUCCUGGGAUGGGCAGGGCAGUGUCCGCCACAUGUCAUGGGACAGGUGGGCCGGUGCCCGCCACGUUUCUUGGGACUGGCAGGCUGGGCGGGCAGUGUUUACCACGCGUCCCGGGAUGGGUGUACGGUAUCUGCCACGUAUCCCCGGACAGGAGGGCAGUGUCCGCCACGCAUCCCGGGAUGGGCGAGUCGUGCCCACCACGGAUCCUGGGACGGCGGGGCAGCGUCUGCCACGGUUCCCGGGAGGGCUUGCAGGGGUCCACUACGCAUCCCAGGACGGGCGGGACGGGCCCGCCGCGGGUCUAUGGACUGCCGGACAGGGGUCCGCCACACGGUCUGGCACGGGCAGGCAGGCGUCUGCUGCGGUUACCGGAAUGGGUGGGCGGUGUCCACCACGUGUCCCAGGAUGGGCUGGCCGGGCCCACCGUAGGUCCAUGGACGGGCGGGCGGUGUCCACCACGUGUCCUGGGACGGGCUGGCUGGUGCCCGCCAAGUGUCUUGGGACAGGCGGGCUAUGCCCGUCGCGGGUCCUGGGAUGGCCGGGCGGUGCCCACCACAUGUCUCGUGAUGCUUAG